GCCUCAACCGCAAUGCCAAAGGGCCAAACACAAUCCUCUCUCUCACUCCUCCCUCCCUCCCCCAACUCUGCGGCGUUCCUCUUCCGCCAUGCCAAGAAUCCACAUCCCCGUUAUGAACGUCGGAACUUCGGUUAAUCCUCCACAAAUCUCAGCUGGCAGCCCUAUGGAGGAGGGUGGUCGGUACAAAUCUCCACCGGCAGCACACAAAUGUAUAUACCAUCUCCUCAACAUCCUAGGAGUUCUCCUCCAGGUGAAGCUUGCGACCGGAAAUUUACCGUCUCCAUUUGUCACAGACCACAACACUGUUGUGAUGUUGAUUGCUGUUUUACUCACUUACGCGGGGACAUUGCAGACUGCCAACAUUCUCCAAGCUUCCAACAAUACAAAUAUAUACGAACUGAUGAACAACAUCAGCCUCUUGUGUGGAACUCUUGCGUUGGUUCUACUGGUGCUCCUCCUCGUUCCAGCUUUCGGUUGGUUUACUCUUGCAUGUUGGGCCUUAUAUUUUGUGAUAAUCGCGACCAAGUCCUUCCAAAUCCUAAGAGGACUCUGUACUGCAGCUGUUGGUUAUGUCAGUGAAAAAUACCAAACCUUAAUAAGACUCUGUACUGCAGCUGUCGGUUAUGUCUGUUACAAAAUUGAGGAGCUGAUGAUGAGUUUGAAUACUCCCACUGAUCAUACUCGCAACAUUCAAACUCACAACCAAAUACGCGCUUCUUAGCUCUGCCGCUUGGUGCCCAGAUAGCAACUUGAGCGGCUCGAUCAAGAUUUCUGCCCCUGUUUCUCUUCACUUUUGAGGUUUACGCCUCAUUCGCUUUAAACUCGUUGAAAUUAUUGGCUUGUGUGUGCUUCUGUUAUGAAUUGCGUUUUGGUGCUUUGGGUUUUGUUUGUAUUUUUGUGGGUGGCUUUUGGGUUUUUAUGUAAGGCUGUGUUUGUUAUGGAUUUGGGAUUCUAAUUUUGCAGUGUUCA
Molecule: messenger RNA, 969 nt
Organism: Malus domestica (apple)
Lineage: Eukaryota; Viridiplantae; Streptophyta; Magnoliopsida; Rosales; Rosaceae
Source: RefSeq, a predicted model, not a curated record